GCAAACUCUAAUUGAAGCGCGCCGUCUAUGAUGCGCUUUCAUUAGAAUCACCGAACUGGAAAUGGAAGGUGUGGAGGAGAGCAAGUGGCUAGAGCAGGAUGAACAAGAGAAUGUGGGUCAUGAAAAGAAGAACGAGGUUGAAGACACCGAGGAGCUGGAGGUGUUCCGGAGGCAGUGGCAGGAGGAGCUGAAGCACGCCAGCUCUGAUAGCAGCCAGCAGCGGCAGCAGGAGAAGAAAGAAACGGAGGCAGCAGGUUUGUACUGGAUGGGAGUGGCAGCAGAAAGAAGUGGAGAUACACAUUCAGCUCUGAUUUACUACCGCCAUGCUGUGCAGCUGGUGCCUGAUAUAGAGUACAGGGUCCACUCACAGGACACCCCCAGACAUUUGAGAGAAGAAGGAAAUGAUUCCAGUGAUGAAGAUGAGGAGGAGAGGGAGGAGGAGGUGGAGGUGAGGAGUGAGGUGGUGGAGGAGGGUGUGGUCUCCAUUACCGAGUCACUGAGUCGCAUGAACCUAAGAUCCCCAGUCUGUCAGCCUGACAGACCUACCAGGGCUACCCACAUAUCUUCCCUGCCGUGGGAGGUGUUGAGACUGGUCCUGCACUGCGUGGUGUCUGUUCAUCUCGACAUGAGGAGUCUGGAACAGUGCUCCAUGGUCUGCAGAGGGUUCUGCUGUCUUGCAAGGCAGCCCGCGUUGUGGAGGAUGGCCUGUCAAAAAUUGUGGUCGAACUGCAGCCUAACAGGGUCCUUUGAUAACUGCUAUAGAAGUUGGCGGGAGAUGUACAUAAACCGUCCACAUCUCUACUUUCACGGUGUGUAUAUAAGCAAAAUAUCGUAUGUGAGAAGAGGAGAGCACUCUUUGGAUGGCUACUAUAAGCCAUACCAUACGGUGGUCUACUACCGAUAUCUCAGGUUCCUUCCAGAUGGUGUGGUGAUGUACCAGACGUCGCCGGAUGACCCUGGCAAUGUCGUGGGCAGACUCUGUCACAAGCACAGCUCAGAGUCCGUUCUACUGGGAGAAUACAGCCUGGAUGGAAACAUGUUGACAGUAGACGUGCUGGGAUACCAGUCGAGGCUGGUGCCACAUAGACACAGAGGCAGGGAAAAAAGGGAGAUUACACAUGAGCAGAGAUUUCACAUGGAACUGAUUGUGAAAAGAAGUAAAAAGAGUCGUAUUUUCAACCAACUAAUAUGGCAGGAGCACUACUGCCACUCUCUCCACAGGCCAACUGGGAGCGUGCAUAUCUCUCAUUUCUCGAUAGACUACAAGUAUCCUCCGUUUUUCUUUUCCCGUGUGAAGAGCUAUACAUCCAAUUCUCAGGGGUUCCUGAGCUAACACAUUAGCAAUCAUUAUUUCAAGCGCACCAUCUAGAGCCUCGUAAUUCCCAGUCCGCGCAAUUAGAGGGCGCCGGGGAACGCGGCUCUACGUAUCGCGUAUACGUGCGUACGUACGUGUAUACAUAGCUAGAGAUCUAGCUUCCGCCGCGGCGCAACGGCUAGAUGAAAAUUCCCCGGGUAAUUCCCUAGGCUAGGCUUACGCUAGCUGUUGGGUGCCGGCAAAUAUGGGAGCGAACGAAAGUUCGGACUAUGGCGAGCGCUACAGAGUCGUUCCUUCGUCUCAGCUCGCUCGCAGCCGGAGAGAAGAACCCGAUCAGUUCCGUGUGCUGCGCGUGGAGGCCGAGCGCAACGAGAUCCAGGUCGGCGGAACGCGGCUGGAGACGCGACGGGUCAACGUUGUUAGCGCUGCAGGCGGCGGUGGGCGACUGCGGCUACAGCAGCGGGAGCACGUGGAGAUACGCCUACAGGGACAAACGGCGAGGCCGGGGCUCGAGUGGCGAAGUCCCCCUCGAUUAGCUCUUGGAGGACCAG
Messenger RNA from Geodia barretti, 1866 nucleotides. The record is from the annotation of a GenBank genome assembly. Lineage: Eukaryota; Metazoa; Porifera; Demospongiae; Tetractinellida; Geodiidae.